This is a messenger RNA of Stegostoma tigrinum, 3900 nucleotides long. Its product is annotated as putative nuclease HARBI1. The transcript has a single exon. The record is from RefSeq and is a predicted model, not a curated record. Lineage: Eukaryota; Metazoa; Chordata; Chondrichthyes; Orectolobiformes; Stegostomatidae. The coding region runs from base 545 to 1702 and encodes 385 amino acids.
CAGGCCGCCGGUGGCCGUGUUCCCGCCGUUACGCCGAAAAUUUGCGCCAGCGGAGGGAGACGGCGCGGCGGGAAAGCGCGGCACCGGAGUGCGGCGUCCGGCCGAGCGGCAGGGGCCGUAUCCCGGAUCGGGCGGAGUGACACAUUGCGACUGAAAAGUCGUCGCCGCUGCGCCCGGGAAUUUCCUGAUGUUACGCCACUGUUGCACCCUGGGAAAACUUCCUGCGUUCACGUGACCGCAAGGCGGAUGUGAGGCAAUUGGAAGGUUUGAGGAUUCCCCUCCUCCUCCUCCUCCUUCUCCUCCCCCUACAAACAAUCUCCCCAAAGUUUGCUGCUUUUGGCUCCACAAGGAGCAAAUUUGCCCCCCCCCCCCCAUCUCUGCACAGGUUUGCUCACUGAGACUUUGCACUUGAGCAUCUUCCCCCCCAUCACCCCUCUAAGUGCAACAGUCUUAUCACCACUACUAUCACCACCAUUAUCAUCAUCAUUACCCUUACAUUUUGUAACCCACUCCCACCAUCACCCAACAAGAGCCAGAGGAUACUAUGGCAUUUCCCAUGGGCAUUCCUCUCUACACCAUCAUUGUAGAAGAUGAGGAGGAGGAGGAGCAGCAGCGAAUGGAGGCCAAGCGAAUACGGCAGCAUGGCAAAAGACACCACCCGACCAGGUACUACCCACCUCAGCGUAUCUAUAGGCAACGCAGAUCCUUUGAAGACUUGUCGGAGGAUCUCUGCAUUCGAAGGGUGCGAUUGUCUAAGGGUGCCAUUGCCAAUCUGUGCGAACUCCUUCGUGAAGAUCUUCAGCCACACUCCACUGCUAGGACAGCCUUGUCUGUCGAAAUGAAAGUGACCACUGCUCUGAAUUUUUUUGGCACUGGAUCCUUUCAAGGUGCCACAGGGAACAUGUGCAAUAUCAGCCAAGGAGCAGUGAGGGCAGCCAUUCAACAGGUCACAGAUGUGCUCUUCAACAGAGCUCCAGGAUUUAUCAACUUUGGCAUCACGCCUAGGCAACAGCGGGAACGAGCAAAGGAGUUCUGUUGCAUUGCGGGAUUCCCCAAAGUUCAAGGUGCCAUUGGUGGCACCCAUGUAGCACUGAAAGCGCCAGCAGAACAACCACUUAUAUUUGUGAACAGGAAAGGAUUCCACUCGUUAAAUGUUCAGAUUGUCUGUGAUGCUCACCAGAAGAUCCUGUAUGUAAAUGCCAAGCAUGCGGGAAGCUGUCAUGAUGCUGUCAUUGUACAGCACUCAACUCUCCCUGACCUCUUCCACGAGGAUAACCACGUUCAAGGGUGGCUUCUUGGAGACCAGGCAUACGCAUUGCAAACAUGGCUCAUGCCUCCACUGAGCCAACCAAAAACCCAGGCCGAGGAAGCAUACAACAAAGCUCAGGCAGCGACGCGAGCCGUGGUGGAGAGGACCAUAAGACUGUUAAAAAGCAGGUUUCGCUGCCUGGACAGAUCCAGUGGAGCUCUGCAGUACACACCCCAAAGGGUGGCACGAAUUGUCAUAGCAUGCUGCGUGCUGCACAAUUUUGCGCUGCAGGAAGGCCACCUAUUCAACAUAGAUGAUGAGGAACCACUGCUGCCUGAGGAAAGGGAGUUGCAGGCCCCGCCAUUUGAGGAGGAUGAUCAGUUGGAGGAUUCAUCUCUGAUUGCUGCAAGGGCCAUUCAAAAUCAGAUUGUGCAGGAGGAGUUCAGCCACUGAUGAUGUAGCAGUUUUCCCCUGUGCCAAAUACCAAGCAAGUUUUCAUCCUUGAAACCACUACCGACCUUAGUACGUGAUUGCUGAGCAGCCCUUGAUGCCCAAAAAGCACUGUGACAAUAUUUAUGACCGGAAUAUAUAUGUUCACACCAGUUAGAUGUUCUUAUUCCAAAAUGAGUUUAUUAUUCACAAGUAACCGGUGCAAGAUGUACAGUAAUAAAGACAUAUUGUACAGUCGAAGCAACUGAAUAUUGUGCUCAUUAUUUACAUGCUGAUUCAUCUUGGUGAUGGGCUAUCACUUCCGAUCACCCUCAUCGGUUACUACUACGACUUUGUACCGCCUGAGGGCCCGGCAGGUGAUGAGUGGCACCACCUGCUGUACAGAAGGUGCCAUAGGACUGAAGUGGCUGUCAACCUAUUGGCUGCUGGGGCGUAUUGAGGAGCUGCUACUGAGUGUUUAUCUGGAGGGAGCUCAUGGGCAGCCUGGUCUCAUCUGCUACCAUCGAACUGUGAGGAGGACUGGCACAUGCCUUUGUCCUGAGAGGUGCCACAAUCAGGCAGGUGGAUUUCAGUCAUCGAACCGAGCUGAAGCUGCCCACUGCACUUUCAGAACACAAUUAGGCCAGAACUUGCACCACCUCGUAUGUAGGUGUUUACCCAGGAAAUUUGCGUGUGAUAUUACCCCCUGCUUGUGAACAGCAUAACUUUCUAAUGCAGUGGAUGUAGCAAAUUCCAGUGUUAACAGCAUUGUUUUGGGUAAUUGGAUUGUUUGCAAACUGCUCUUUCCAAUCUUUAGCAAAUGUAGAUUUAGUGUUUACAUAAUGAAAGCGAAACAUUUCUAAACUCAUAACACUAAUUGUUUUGCAAAUGUAAUGGAAUCUCCCUGCACUUGUCAAAGGGAGUGUUCUGUGAUAAAUCUCAAAUUUGCUCAAGAAUGCACUGGUGUUUGCAGUGAAUGUGUCUUCUCCUGUUUGACUGUGCAUUAAAUAACUUCAAGUUGCUAAUGGGCAGAACAGCAAAAUACUAUUUACGGUAACCACUAACUUUAACUUAACAAUAGCAGUAUGUUUUACUAUUUGUAUGAAAUAGAAAAUGUCAAUGUUAGUGAACUGUCAGAGCAAAAUGGACUUGAAGAAAAAUCCUCCAGGGUUAUACAGUGAUAAGGACAUUUCCAUGCUUUCUACAUCAAUUACAAAUACAAUAAUGAUAUGAUAAAUGUGCAUACUGCAUAUUCUGUGUACACUGCAUGUAGCUCUACUGAAGAUGCCUGUUGGAGUAGAAAUCUCUAAGUCUAAUCUGGUGUAUUGUAAACAUGGUAGAGCUCUUGUCAGAAGUAAUUGUUUUUAGACCAUUCCAGAGAUUUCGAGGAAAAUAAUCUAAGCUAACACUUCAUUGUGCACUGUUGGAGGUUUGAAAUGUCAGAGCUUGGCCUACCGAUCCUUUCAGUGGGUAUCAAAGAUCCAAUAGCAUUACUUCAAGAAUAACCGCAGAGUUUUCUUGGCAACGCUUAUCCUUCACCUGACACCAUUGAAAUGGAAUGUCUGUUGUCAUGUCUCAUUGCUGCUUGCCUAGUAUCGCAACAGCGAAUACACUUCAGAAAAGUACUGUACCUCACUGGUACUGAAGCAUCAGGGUGCCCUGAUGUAAAUGGUGCUACCUUAACACAGAUUUUUCUUUUCAUAUUGGGUUUGUUGCUGACUGCUGCAUGAGUCCAAAUGUCAGCAUUUCAGUGUGCCGAAGCACAGAGGUGGUAUGGAGCAGAAGGAGACCAUUUGGCCAUAUGGUUCUCCCACAUUUGUCAGUGGUGUCUGCUGCAUGGAGGAUGUUAAAAGCUAUUCUAGUGAAAUUUCCACUUCUGUCAGCCUGAGCAAAACGCGCAUCUUACAGGUUCCAAGAAAUGGGUAGGGAGAACUUAAAGGGCGAUUACAAAAUUGAGGUGAAAAUCAGAAAUUGUCAGAAGUGCACAUCAGAAUCUGAAAGAGAAAUCAAGUGAGCUCUUUAUCAGAAUUGAUUCUUUGAGAGGUUGAUGGGAUUUUUUUAGAAUUGCAUUUUUUAUGGAGUAUAUAUUAAUUUCUGCAUCCUAAAAUUCAAUGUUGUAUAAUUUUUCUUAUAAAUCAGUGCUAAAUAUAUGCUGGAGAUAGUAGGAACUGCAGAUGCUGGAGAAUCUGAGAUAACAGGGUGUAGAGCUGGAUGAAUACAGC